Messenger RNA from Harpia harpyja (harpy eagle), 3005 nucleotides. RefSeq names its product ADP ribosylation factor like GTPase 13A (gene ARL13A). Gene Ontology annotation, biological process: non-motile cilium assembly; receptor localization to non-motile cilium. The coding region runs from base 394 to 1659 and encodes 421 amino acids. The record is from RefSeq and is a predicted model, not a curated record. Lineage: Eukaryota; Metazoa; Chordata; Aves; Accipitriformes; Accipitridae. The transcript has 10 exons. Gene Ontology annotation, molecular function: GTP binding; GTPase activity. Gene Ontology annotation, cellular component: ciliary membrane; non-motile cilium.
CCCCACCGCCACCCUGCUCCCAGCCUGGCACCAGCUUGGGCUGGUUGGUAUUUCUAUUCUGAGUGGCCCAGGACCUGCUGCUGCUCGGGGGGUGCCUUGUUAGGGCGUGAAAUACAAGCGGUGAGCGGUGACGUCCCCCAGCCUGGCACAGAGGGGACCCCUGGGCGGCCAGCAGAGCCAUGCACACCGUGCAGGGGCUGCUCCUUGCAGGGGCUGCAGGGAAGCAACCAUGCAGGGAUUAGGCAGCAAGGAGCCAGGGACGCCGUUUGUUAGAGGAGACACUGAUUCAGCUGGAAACCCCACGUGGGCUGUCAGGCGAUGCCCCCACCACAAGCCAUUUAAGCCAGCGAUGGAAGCGUGAGGCUGCCCAGCCCGGGUGCAGCCGGGUGGGUAAUGCAGUGCCGUGCCGUGCCACCCAGCGUGGCAGGCAGCCCUGCGGCACUCCAUGUCCCAGCGGCCACCAGCCUGGGCCGACCCACCGGGAUUAAGGAGGCUGCAAGGAGUGCCGAAGAGAGGCCACCCCUCCACACGGAGCUGCCGAGCAUGUUCCACCUCUUCUCCCACUGCUGGUCGUGGCUGCAGACUGUACAGGAGCCUGUCAGGAAGGUGACCCUCCUCGUCGUGGGGCUGGACAACGCGGGAAAAACCUCCGUCAUUACGGACAUCGAGAGAGCGCUGGCCGGCGAGGUGCUGCCCGCCGUGCAGCCCGGCCAGACCUGCCUGCGGGUGGGCAGGUUCGAGGUGACACUGGUGGACCUGCCCGGCGGCCAGCGCUCCCGCAGCGCCUGGCGCAACCACUACAGCGCGGCCCACGGGCUCCUCUUCGUCCUGGACUCCAGUGACCUGGCGCGGAUAGAGGAGGCCCGCAAGGUCCUGAGCCGCGUCCUGAGCCAUCCCGAUGUCUCUGGGAAGCCCCUCUUACUGCUGGCCAACAAACAAGACUCGGCGACCGCCCUGCUGCCCUGCGAGCUGAUCGAGCGCCUGUCCCUGGAGCGGCUGGUCAACGAGAACCGCUCGCCCUGCCGCAUCGAGCCCUGCGCUGCCAACCGGGCCCCCCCCGCCGGCCCGGGCCGUGCCACCCUGCAGGGGCUGCGCUGGCUCCUCCGCACCGUCCCCGCCGCCCCGGUACCGCCGCCCGCCCCCGCUCCGAGGGCAGCCCGCGGCCGCCCGCCCGCCCGCAGGGACCCGCCGCCCGCCGGGGAGGAUGCCCGAGACGGUACGGGGAAGACGGGGGAAUACCGGCCGCUGCGGCCCGGCCGCCGCCUUCUCCCCGUGGAGGAGAGCGCUAAGGCCCCCGGGAGGAGGAAGAGGAAGGGGAAGGUGAGGAAGAAGGGCUCGGGGCAGCCAAGUCCAGCCGAGGAGCCGGAGGGACCAGGAGGAGGGGGUGACAGCCGAGCGGGGGCUGCGGGGGGGCUGCUGCCCCCCAACAGGGUCGUGCAGCGGGAGCCCGCGCCCACCGGGAUGGCCACCCCCCACCCAGUGCAGGGCACGAAAAAGAAAAAGAAGAAGAAAAUCAAGAAUAAAAUCAAGUCGCAGGAACCUGCUGUGGAGCCGCAGUGUGAGGAGGUCUCAAGCACCUUUGACUUGUACCGGCGGGCGAUGCUGGCUCUGAAGGUGAGGCAGGAGCAGAGAAAGCAGCAGUCCGCCAUCGUCCCCUGAGCAGGAAGGCAUGUCCCAGGGGAUAUGUGUGGUCCCAGGGGACCCCAGACUGCAGUGGCAGUGGGACCGACGCUCAUGCAGGGCUUCUGAGGUGCUUGGCCAGGGCUGCCAGUCCUGGGCAAUGGGUCCUGGGGCAUGAACAGCAUCGUUGUGCUCUGCAUGGCUUGAAAAGCAGGGAUCCGCAGGAGCGAGCCAAAAGUCCCUUUGUAAGACGCCUCUCUGGCAGCCGGGCUGCAAACCCGUCUGAAAAGCAAAUAGCCAGCCACUUGCCGACCCCGUGUUAGUAUUCUGUGGAAGAUUCAGUCUGAACCUGACCGAGUCUGUGGAAGAGAGGAAGAUCGGAGCAAACAUCCCAGGGGAAAAGCCUGUCUCUUGAAUUGGCCUAUGCCCAGGCAAAGCUGUCUUCGUAGGUCAGGGGCUGACUCGGCCCCUCAUUCAGUCCCUGGCUGCUGCCUGGACCAGUCUCAUCUCCUGCUGGUGAAGGUGGGAGGGCAGUCACGGAUGGUCUGCAGAAGAGCUUCCCCUGGCCCCCAGCCCCACCUGGCAGGGCUGUCGGGAACCCCCUCGCACGGUGGAGGAGGGUGAUGCCCAUGUUGUCUGUGCAUCCUUGCAGCCUGUCAGCGAAGGCUUAGUUCAAUGGCAGCAGGUGGUGGAGGCUGCUGGAGGUUCCUUCCCCAGGGUCGUUCCUCCUGAUCAUGCCAUCCUCCCAGGAGAGACAGUGGUGACCUGCAGGUGAUGCAAAAUCCUCCCGUGUCACUGACAGCCUGGCACCCUGCAGCCCCAGGUGGUCCCUGAUCUGUGCUCAGCUCAGCCCUGAGAAGGGAGAACGAGCAGCAUGCGCAUCCCAACACAACCUGUCUGCAAUGCACACCAUGUCUGGCAGAGCCAGGCUGUCGCAGGGACUGGGAUGUGCUGGAAGGCUCGUGCUGCCCGGCUCCAUCUGGGUGCCUGUGCAGGGAAACCAGCCGUCAGCCCUGGAAACACUUUACAUGAAGUCAGGAGUGCAGCAGUUUUCCCCUCACGGCUGCAACAGCAUUAGGACUUGAACGGUGUUCAGCAGCAGAACGUGAGUCACCUCUGCUCCCAUGAUUACUGAUUAACAGGCAAUGUCUUUGUGGUCCGGGGGAAGAAAAAUUACUAAAACCCUUCCCUCGGCAGAGCUGAAAAGGGAAAAGAAGAGAAACUCUGGCUACUCUGCCUUGCCAGUCUGCUGUACAGUUCUGUCUAACUCUGCCAGAUUCAACUGUCAGUGACUAUAGGGAUUAAUUGUAAAUAAAUUGUAAAUAACAAGAGCACAAAUUAAUACUGGCCUGUAAACACAGCACUUCUAGUAAACGUUCGUUUCU